CAACCAGCUCGAAGCCUUUGCAAUUGAAAGCUCUCUAGGUGGGGCUCACUUACGUCCUUUCGGGUCGUCCUUUCGGGUCGUCCUUUCGGGUCGUCCUCGGCUCAGUCUUUCACCGACACCAAGCUUCAUCUUCUCAACGAUGAAAUCGAAAGCUUGACAGAACAGUUCGUUUCUUUUGAUGCGGGAGGUCGUGGGGAGGUAGAUGGUCGCAAUAAUAUUGCCUCUCUCCUCUUUCACACAGCGUCAAUCUUCAGGCAUGUUUCUUUCCAAGCUUUACUUCGCCUAUCAGGAUGGCAUUCAUCCACCGUUGAGAUGGAGAAUGCGACAGGCGAAUUAAAAGGCUGGAUUCUUCGGAAUCCUGAAAGCUCCAGGAAGUGCCUUUCUCAUGCUGCAGCUAUCUUUGCUCAGUUAAGACGCACUCGCCAUCUCGCAUGCGUUGAUCCGUUGGCUCUUAUCUCGGCCGUACUCUAUAUACGCCUUUAUGACCUCUCCAAAAUGCGGACACCCGUCAACUUGGCCGGGCUAUCUGGCCCCAGCCAGGAAUGCAGCAAGACUCUGCCUCCUAUACGUUUAGAUUGCUUAACAGAUACGCCAGCGCUCAAUCGUUGGAUCGAGGAUGCUGAACCGGCUCGCAUUCACAUCACAGGGGUUGGUAUACUUUGUGGACAAGUCAGUUCGUCGAGGUUACUUUUGGAGACGCAAAGAAUUCUGCAGGGCUCUUCUGCAUGGCGAGGCAUGUGUCAGGGCCUUUUCAGGGCAGCAAGUGGACUGUUGAGUGGAAAAUGGUCGGCAUUUUGGGAAGAGGAUUAGAGUAGAGCUUAAAUUCUUCCUGCUGAGCUGAUGGCCAUAAAAAUAACGAUUGGCUUGGCUGAGUCUUCUGUUUGUGCACCUUAUUUCCCUG
Molecule: messenger RNA, 901 nt
Organism: Colletotrichum phormii
Lineage: Eukaryota; Fungi; Ascomycota; Sordariomycetes; Glomerellales; Glomerellaceae
Exons: 1
Coding region: 313-810 (165 amino acids)
Source: RefSeq, a predicted model, not a curated record